This is a messenger RNA of Diorhabda sublineata, 1782 nucleotides long. RefSeq names its product juvenile hormone esterase-like. The transcript has 10 exons. The coding region runs from base 104 to 1756 and encodes 550 amino acids. Lineage: Eukaryota; Metazoa; Arthropoda; Insecta; Coleoptera; Chrysomelidae. The record is from RefSeq and is a predicted model, not a curated record.
AGAAAUUUGAUUAUGUUAUCUCUGGUAAGAGGAUAUUACGUAUUUUGUGAAUGCCAAAACUUUUUGAGGUAUCUGUAUCAUAUACAGAAGCUAAUAAUAUAAUAUGCACGCUCUUAAUCUAUUUCUAUUUAUAUGCAUUCUAAAAAGUGUUAUUUUGACCGCGAAAGGAGGGUAUAUUCAAAUUUCUAUUAGAGAAGGAUCUAUCAUAGGAAAAACAGGUAUCACUCAUAAUUUGAAUAAAAAAUAUUACGCAUUUCAAGGAAUACCUUAUGCAGAACCACCUGAAAGAUUUGAAGUGGCAGUUCCUAAGAAACCAUGGAAAGAUGUCUUGAAUUGUACAUACGAUAAAUCAGAAUGUGUACAAGGCGUAGAAGAAAUAACCGGCUCGGAAGAUUGUUUAUUUUUGAGUGUUUAUACAACAAAUCUGACUAGUACAUCAGCAGUAAUCAUUUGGAUACAUGGUGGUAGAUUUUUCAGUGGAAACGCUUCUUAUGAAUACGCCAAUCCCGAAAACUUCUUAGAUGAAGAUUUGGUGGUGGUUUCAAUUCAAUAUAGACUAGGUGUUUUCGGAUUUCUGAGUACUGAAGAUCUCAACUGUCCUGGUAAUUUUGGACUCAAGGAUCAAGUAUUGGCACUUGAAUGGGUGCAGAAAAACAUUCGACAUUUUGGUGGAGAUAAGAAAAAUGUUACCAUUUUUGGUCAAAGUGCAGGUGCUAUAUCAGUUGCUCUUCAUUCAACUUCCGAGAAAUCAAAAGGGUUAUUCAAAGGAGCAAUCAUGAAUAGCGGAGUAUCCAUAUCUUCAUUAGCACUCACAAGAAACGCGCUUAAAACUGCGUAUACUAUUGGUAGCUCACCAACCUCGACGAAGUUAUUGGUACAACGAUUGAAAACGAUGGAUUAUAGAAGUUUACAACUGGAAUCAAAUUCUGUUGUGAUGUCAAAUCCAGGUUUGUUCGAGCUACCUUUUGGACCUGUAAUAGAACCUCCUCACCCAACUGCUUUUUUGACCAAAAGAAGUGAUGAAUUAUUGGUAAUCGGUAAUUUUAGCAAAGUUCCAAUGCUGUUGGGAUUCACUUCCAACGAAAUGAUGAUAUGGCAAAGUGUUAAAAUUCCAAUAACAAAAGACGGAAUUGAAGAACAGAUACCUUUACUUUCAUAUCUGCAUAGUCAAACUGGACCAAUUUAUGAUUCGAAUCUUAGUUUACUGGUACCCACUGGUAUUCACUCCAAUAGAAACCUAACAGAAGCAGGUUUUAAAAUAAAAUCCAAAUUUUGGGUGAAUAAAUCGAUCAGUUCGUCAGUAGAGGAUUUGAUACAGUUUAGAAAUGUAGAUCAGUAUGUGAGACCUAUCAACAGAUUCGUGAAAAAUGUGUGCAAAUAUGAUCCACAGAUCUAUUACUAUAUUUUCAGCUACCAAGGAAAACUUCCAGGAGUAAGUUCAGAAGGUGUAGCACAUUGCGACGAUAUUCUCUAUUUUUUCAAUUCGGACACAAACCACUCCAAAGAAGAUGAUGAAAUGAUAAAAAAAGUAGUCAAGAUGUGGGCAAACUUUUGCAAAUUUGGGAAACCAAUUCCUUACCGUGAUCUGUUUCUCGAAAAUGCCAACUGGGAAUCUGCUUGUAGUACACAAGUUCCAUAUUUAUUCAAUAUCAACUCUACAAUGUCAAAAAUCGACAAUCCAUAUCAAGAACUACUGGAUUUUUAUGAAAAUGAAAUAUUUGAUGUAUAUGGGCAAGGUGUAUAUGAUACUUAUUGAAAUUAAAAAACAAAAACAUUACAAAU